AUGGCCAACCCAACCCCCGACGACAAGCCGGAACCCGUUUCCAUCACACCCCUCCUCCAGCGGCUGGCAUACCCCGCUACGGCAGGAGUCCAGGUCUCUGCAGAGGAAAUUGCGGCCGCAUUCGCGCUCAUCUUUGAGGACCGGAUCUCAGUCAUACAGACUGCAGCUCUGCUGACCCUGCUACAUUCGACGGGAAAAGACCGGGAAUCCGAUGUCAUAGCAAAAUGCUCGCAUCGCAUGAGGGAGGCUGCCAGCAAGGUUGAGAAGAGUUCUUUGAAAAGUGUAGUCAGAGCUCGUGGGAAAAAAGAGGGUCUGUACAGAGGCGGACUAUGCGACAUUGUCGGCACGGGGGGUGACUCACACUCCACCUUCAACAUCUCUACGACCGCCUCAAUCAUAGCGUCGCCACUCCUGAUGAUGGCGAAGCAUGGGAACCGGGCUCAGACUUCAUUCUCAGGAUCCGCUGAUGUGUUGACCGCAAUCUCUCCCGUUCCGCCGAAGAUCACUGCCGUCAAUGCAGGGAACCUUCCCAAAGUGUAUGAGGAGACCAACUACGCCUUCCUCUUCGCCCCCAAUUUUCACCCUGGCAUGAUGUACGCCAACCCUGUGCGCCGUGGUCUCGGUAUCAGGACAAUCUUCAACCUGAUGGGACCUCUUGCCAACCCCGUGGACUUCGCGUUGGAAGCCCGUGUGGUGGGUGUGGCGUACCAGAGUCUCGGGCCUGUCUUUGCAGAGGCCCUGAGGCUGAGCGGAGCGAAGAAAGCGCUGAUCGUCUGCGGAGAAGAAGACAUGGACGAGAUCAGCUGCGCGGGCAAGACAAACUGUUGGAGACUCUCCGAGUAUCCCAACCCAGCAUUCAAACCGUCUUCCGAGAAGGAGGACGAGGAUGAGAGCACCAGCGAUGACGAGGCUCCUCCGCGCACCCUUGUGAAGUUGGAGACGUUCCAGCUUCACCCGUCAGAUUUCGGGUUACCUACUCAUCCUCUGACGGACGUCUACAGCCGAAAGAUGCCCAAGGACAACGCCGCGAAGCUCAUGAGCAUCCUGCGCAACGAGCUGCCUCGCGACGAUCCCAUCCUGCACUUCGUCCUUAUGAACGUGGCCGCUCUUUUGGUGACUUCUGGUAUCUGCGAGUCGGAUACCAGUAACAUGGGCCCCGGGGACGACGGUAAAGUCAUCACGGAGCGUGGUCCUGGUGGCGGACGUUGGAAGGAAGGGGUCCGGAGGGCCCGCUGGGCCAUCGAAAGUGGCGAAGCAUUGAAGUGUUUAGAACGGUUUAUCGAGGUUACGAACAGGUUGUAA
Molecule: messenger RNA, 1302 nt
Organism: Rasamsonia emersonii CBS 393.64
Lineage: Eukaryota; Fungi; Ascomycota; Eurotiomycetes; Eurotiales; Trichocomaceae
Product: Anthranilate phosphoribosyltransferase
Exons: 2
Coding region: 1-1302 (433 amino acids)
Biological process (GO): L-tryptophan biosynthetic process
Cellular component (GO): cytosol
Molecular function (GO): anthranilate phosphoribosyltransferase activity
Source: RefSeq, a predicted model, not a curated record